AUGCCACGUCGUGUCGGUGACGUUUUCUUCUUCUUGCUGCUGAUCCUCUUGGCAACGAUUCAGCCUGUGGCAGCUGAGGUUUACAUUAAGCUCCUCCCCGGGAAAGAAUUAUGCCUGAACUACGAGGGAUACCGUGACCCUGAGGAUGAUCCGUCCAUUGUGGACCUCCGCCACCGUGGACUUGACCCGCGCAGUGUUAACAUUCGCACCCGCAUUUACAACCCCAGUGGGGAACAGGGCGUUCUGAACGAACGUAUCGAUCCUUAUGGUACUCCCUCCUCACUUUUUUUCAAGGUGACAGAGACAGGUACUUAUCGUGUCUGCAUGCGCACCCCACUGAGUCACCCGCCGUUACGGUUUGAGAUGCGUUUUGUGGGGGAGAACGAUCUCAUAGACCCAGCCACCACGAUAGAGGGGGUUCCCGUGGUUGACAAGCCCGUGGAAGUUGAGGACUAUCGAAGCCGCUUGAGAAUGUUGGACAUUUGUGUGCAGGUCACUCUGGACGAGGUUCGCAUGAGCGAGAAUCGUCUCCACAUGUUUGAUGAUGUCACCCAGAUGACGUACCACAUCACGGUAGGGAUGCUUCUUCUUAAUGUGGCUCUCUCUAUUGGCCUGAACGUAUGGGCAGAGAAGUAUCUUGAACGCUACUUUAUGAAGAAGAAGAUCGUCUAG
Trypanosoma rangeli is the source of this 672-nucleotide messenger RNA. RefSeq lists its product as uncharacterized. The coding region runs from base 1 to 672 and encodes 223 amino acids. The transcript has a single exon. NCBI's taxonomy places the organism in Eukaryota, Euglenozoa, Kinetoplastea, Trypanosomatida, Trypanosomatidae. The record is from RefSeq and is a predicted model, not a curated record.